AUGCUGACCAGUAUCGCAGAGGGCAUCUUGUGUUGCCUGACGGGGAAGACCGCCAGCGUGGUGCUGCCUGUCGAGUCCUCCGAGGUUGGACCAGCUGAUGGCUAUGAGUUUGUGGAGGUGAAACCAGGCAGGGUGCUGCGUGUCCGACACAUCUUGCCUGAACGGCCGGUGGUGAACGAGCAAGAACCUGAGCAGGAGAAGUGUCAGGAGAACGUUGUCCACUGCAAGCGGAAGAUCACGGUGUACCGGAACGGGCAGCUGGUGAUUGAAAACCUCGGUGACGUUCUCCACUCUGAGAUCCUUCAGUGUCAGAACGGAGACGUGGAGCAGUGCAGCACCGUGGAGGUGGAGCUGGCCGACUACUCGACAUCCGCCUCCUCCCCAGAUCCGAAACCCGCCCCCUUGCCUGCUCCCUCCGACCAGCAGAAGCCAGCGCCCCCGCCACGCCGUCGCCGUCGGAAACCGAAACGCACGGUGCUUAUUGACACCGAACGUAGUAUCACCAGCUGUAAGGGCACACAUUCUGAUGUGGCGCUGUUCUUUGUACAUGGUGUCGGAGGUUCACUGGAUAUCUGGGCGAGUCAACUAGAUUUUUUCUCUCGACUGGGCUACGAAGUCAUUGCUCCUGACCUGGCGGGACAUGGAGCCAGCACCGCCCCUAAGAUAGCAGCAGCCUACACAUUUUACGCACUGGCAGAGGACUUGCGAGCCAUUUUCAAGAGAUACGCCCGCAAACGCAACAUCCUCAUAGGCCACUCAUAUGGGGUUUCAUUUUGUACCUUCCUGGCACAUGAGUACCCAGAGCAGGUGCAUAAAGUGGUGAUGAUAAACGGAGGUGGACCUACAGCUCUAGAGCCCAGCUUGUGCUCCAUCUUCCAGCUGCCUUCCUGUGUGCUGCACUGUCUCUCCCCCUGCCUCGCCUGGAGCUUCCUCAAGGCUGGUUUUGCCAGACAAGGUGCCAAAGAAAAGCAGCUGCUGAAGGAGGGCAAUGCGUUCAAUGUGUCUCCCUUUGUGCUGCGCGCUAUGAUGAGUGGGCAGUACUGGCCUGAGGGAGACGAGGUCUAUCACGCAGAGCUCACCGUGCCCAUCUUGCUGGUCCAUGGCAUGUAUGACAAGUUUGUGCCUAUGGAUGAGGAUCAGCGCAUGGCAGAGAUUCUCCUGUUUGCCUUCUUAAAAGUUAUUGAAGAGGGUAGUCACAUGGUUAUGAUGGAAUGCCCUGAGACAGUUAACACCCUCCUUCACGAGUUCUUUCUCUGGGAGCCUGACACCUCCAAAAAAGACGUGGUUGCCAAGAUAACUGCUGACCAGAUGACCACGACCAAUAACACGAGCGGCCAGAGUGUACUUGUGAGCAAUGGAACCGCCGGCAUGGUGGAGAUGCCUGUCAGAAAAGCGAAUAAGCCUCUGAACAAGUAA
Molecule: messenger RNA, 1416 nt
Organism: Chanos chanos (milkfish)
Lineage: Eukaryota; Metazoa; Chordata; Actinopteri; Gonorynchiformes; Chanidae
Gene: abhd8a
Product: abhydrolase domain containing 8a
Exons: 4
Coding region: 1-1416 (471 amino acids)
Biological process (GO): phosphatidic acid biosynthetic process; lipid homeostasis
Cellular component (GO): mitochondrion
Molecular function (GO): carboxylic ester hydrolase activity; lysophosphatidic acid acyltransferase activity
Source: RefSeq, a predicted model, not a curated record